AGACAGACUGUAGAGUUUGUGAUUGCCUGCAACAUCAUAAUAUGGCGGUUGUUAGGGGGAAAAGAAUACAUAAAGAAAAAUAGUCUUUAAAUAUGAACAAAAGGACGGAGUGCAGGGCAGGAGAACAACCAGCCCCCAGGACAGGGCAGGAAGCCACAGGUACAAGCGUGGGGGAGGAAAUCAGCCUUUAGAAUAGGACUUAAUAGGACCGUCUCCAGAUGCAUCCAGGGCUGGACUGGUACGAAAAAUGGCCCGUGUUCCAGAUUAACUGGCUUUGGUCGAACGGAUGUGUGGCAGACUUACGUUUCAGGAGCUGCUAUCGACAAACCAUCAAAUAAACACCAAAUGGGUCAUCUGUGACACUUGUGAGAUAAGUAACAGGAGCAGAAGAGUCUGGUGGAGCAACAGAAGCACAAAUUUAGCCAUUUGGACUCAGCUCAGCCACUACAGAGAAAACAAUGACUUCAACACAAAAGGACCAACAUGAGGCAAAAAGUCAGCGCUCUCAGGAGGCCGACAAACCUCACAGAAGAAAGGGAGAGAAAACAUACAGCUGUGAUGAGUGUGGGAAGGAUUUUACCCGGGCUGGAGAAUUAAAAAGACACCAACUCUUCCACAGUGGAGUUAAACCAUACAGCUGUGACUUGUGUUGCAAGUCUUUUACCCUGGCUCAAAGCUUAAAGACACACCAACUCAUCCACAGUGGAGUUAAACCAUACAGCUGUGACUUGUGUGGAAAGUCUUUUACCCUGGCUCAAAACUUAAAAACACACCUACUCAUCCACAGUGGAGUUAAAGCGUAUAGCUGUGACGUGUGUGGAAAGUCUUUUACUCUGGCUGGAGGUCUAAAAAAACACAAAGUCAUCCACAGUGAAGUUAAACCUUACAGCUGUGAGUUGUGUGGAAAGUCUUUUACUCAGGCUGGAGGUUUAAAAAUACACCAACUCAUCCACAGUGGAGUUAAACCUUACAGCUGUGACUUGUGUGGAAAGUCUUUUACCCGGGCUGGAUGCUUAAAAGCACACAGACUCAUCCACAGUGGAGUAAGACCGUACAUUUGUGACUUGUGUGGAAAGUCUUUUACUCUGGCUCAAAACUUAAAAACACACCAACUCAUCCACAGUGGAGUAAAAGCACACUACUGUCAGUUUUGUGGAAAGUCUUUUAAUCAGGCCCAAAACCUAAAAACACACCAACUCAUCCACAGUGGAGUUAAACCUCACAGGUGUGACUUGUGUGGAAAGUCUUUUACCCUGGCUGACAGCUUAAAAACACACCAACUCAUCCACUCUGGAGUUAAAGCAUUCAGCUGCAACUUGUGUGGAAAGUCUUUUACCCAUCGUCAAGGCUUAAAAUCACACCAUAUCAUCCACAGUGGAGUUAAAGCACACAGCUGUGAGUUGUGUGGUAAGGCUUUUGCUCACAAUAGCGACUUACAGAGGCAUCUAGUUACCCACUCUGGAAUUAAGGCGUACAGCUGCCACUUUUGUGGGAAAAGUUUCAGUGAAAAAAAGUACCGAAAUAGUCACCUACGGAUUCACACUAGAAAUGAUGUUUACUGCUGUGAUCAGUGUGGGAAACCAUUUCCAACAUAUGCACAGUUACAAAAACACAUGUUUAGCCACACUGAGGAAAGACCUUACAAAUGUGACCUGUGUGAGAAGACUUUUAAAUCUCCAGAUUACCUGAAAAAACACCAACAGAUCCACACCAGAAAUUAACUCUAUAAGUGCAGUUACUGUGAGGAUGUAUUGAUUUUUAUCUUGUAAUUGUAACUCGAGUGUUUGGAACAAGUCUGAUCAGUAAACUUAUGGAGUUAUACUAAAUGAACUGUUUGGAAAAAUAAAGAGACAUUUUCGCCCAGUAA
Molecule: messenger RNA, 1867 nt
Organism: Oreochromis aureus
Lineage: Eukaryota; Metazoa; Chordata; Actinopteri; Cichliformes; Cichlidae
Product: zinc finger protein 708-like
Exons: 3
Coding region: 459-1721 (420 amino acids)
Biological process (GO): regulation of transcription by RNA polymerase II
Molecular function (GO): RNA polymerase II cis-regulatory region sequence-specific DNA binding; DNA-binding transcription factor activity
Source: RefSeq, a predicted model, not a curated record